Botrytis sinoallii is the source of this 669-nucleotide messenger RNA. RefSeq lists its product as uncharacterized. Bases 1 to 669 code for a protein of 222 amino acids. The record is from RefSeq and is a predicted model, not a curated record. NCBI's taxonomy places the organism in Eukaryota, Fungi, Ascomycota, Leotiomycetes, Helotiales, Sclerotiniaceae. The transcript is spliced from 2 exons.
AUGGCCAACGCGGCAAUCAGCGAUAAAUAUAUGAGACAUAUAACCACAUCGUAUGUCAACCACCGCAGUUCCAUCGCCACCGCUGCCGUCCAAAAAACCAAGAUACUCGAGGAGACGAAAAACGGAGAAGUUAAAUGCCUUGCUAUUGAGCCGACGAUUCCCCCACCGCAGCCCGAGACAUAUACCGGACAUCUCGCUGUGCUUCGCAACCCAACUCAUAAAGAGUGGGAAUCAAGACCUCACAGAUAUCUUUCUCCCACGCUCUGUAAUAUCUCACCGUAUUAUGUCAAACGAUUCGUCGAACCUCCAGUUCGUGAAAAGCUUCUCGAGGGAAAAUGGCCGGGGAAACACCAUGAAUUUACCAUGGGGAAGGCUCAAGAGGAUGAGAUUAAGAUUAUGCAAGAUAGUGGAGUGGUGUAUAAGAAGGAAAAAGACAAAUAUACCAGUCGAGUAGAAGCACAGAGGAAGGAAAUGUAUGAAUUCGAAAAGCAGCUUGAGAUUCUGAUGACGAAGAUACAGGAAAUUCGAUGGAAGCGAGAGAAAGAAGAGGAAUUAUGCGAUUAUCUGGAACAUCUCGUUGGGGUUAAGGAAUGCGCGGAACAGCAGCGAGAAUUUGAGGAGCAGAAGAAGGAAUUUUGGCAGGAGAGGAGAGGUUCAAAAAACGGAUAG